Molecule: messenger RNA, 794 nt
Organism: Trichobilharzia szidati
Lineage: Eukaryota; Metazoa; Platyhelminthes; Trematoda; Strigeidida; Schistosomatidae
Source: the annotation of a GenBank genome assembly
CUUAACUAUAUGGCAGAUAUACAUUUGCAAGAUUAGAUGGGAUACUUAGCGCGAGUUUAGUAAGUGCGCUACUUCUGCAAUGAUGAUUCGCUCUGCCUCAUUCGUUACAAAUAAUCUAUGGAGAGCACACUCAAAACUCAUUACAAGUCUGUACACGAAACAAUGCGCCAAUCACUCUACUAAUCCAGAAUAUGCAAAUAAAACUGAACCAUAUGAAGUUUUUAAGUCGCGUUUCGUCAACGCAUUCGAUGAUCCGAAGAUUGACGGUUGGUGGGCUCGAACAUGGAUGCAAAGACUUCACCUUGAAGAUGCUGUGCCACCCCCAGAAGUUGUGAUAAGUGGUCUCAAAGCAUGCAGACGCCUAAAUGACAUCGCACUUGCUAUUAGGUUCAUGGAAGCCGUUAAGUUCAAAUGUCAAGUUUGUAAAGGCGCAUGGGAAUGGCUUCAGAAAGAAGUGGAACCCACCAUGAAGGAACUGGGUCUACCAACUCUAGAGCAACUUGGUUAUGACAAACCCGAAUUGGCAUUACUGGACCAUGAUGAGUAGUAGAAGCACUCUGUAAUUUAGCCAAAUACACAUAGAACUAUUCUGCCCACUAGAAUUCCUGCUUAUUCAUGCUAUAGAAAGUUGAUGUGCAGUGCAGCUUAUAAUGGGGUCCUCUAAAGUACUUAUUUCUCAGUCCGUCGACUUCAUGAAUACUACCACAUAUUCGUAUAGUUAGGAUAGUUGUAAUUGUUCAGUGUCACGACUGACAAUGAGUAAAUAUAUUUGAAAUCGUGGUAUUGUUCUUUCA